AUGGUGUCGCAGUCGUGCCAACACCCAGUGCCAAAUUUCCGUGGUGCAGGCUUAUUGUCACCCUGCUGCGGGACAAUGCCACCGAACAUCAACGAUAACAUAAAUCCUCGCUGUUACACACAUCGCUUGAUCGGAUUGGUUCAACGCCGGUUACCACCGACAUCGUCUACUAGCUUUCUCCUCCCUUCCGUAAUCAGCAGAGUUUUCCAUUUCCUCGUCAUAGUACCUCCCUCCAGUCUGGGGUCCAAGACUUUUCGUUCUCCCGUGGUCACUAAAAGCGCGGGGAGCCGACAGAAGCGAGAGACCCCUGUUCGCUUAGAUGGUAUCCCUGAAAACUUUACACAAUUUACAGGGUUUCGCCACUGCUUAUAG
Schizosaccharomyces japonicus yFS275 is the source of this 372-nucleotide messenger RNA. RefSeq lists its product as hypothetical. The record is from RefSeq and is a predicted model, not a curated record. The transcript has a single exon. NCBI's taxonomy places the organism in Eukaryota, Fungi, Ascomycota, Schizosaccharomycetes, Schizosaccharomycetales, Schizosaccharomycetaceae. Bases 1 to 372 code for a protein of 123 amino acids.